GACAACCGGAAGUUUUCGUUUUCUAAUCGUUCGGCUGGACCUACAGGUUGCGAAUCCGCUGCAGAAGGAGAUUUACGUCGGUGAGAAAUGGCUCGUGGAUUUAGGAAAACUGCGCAUACCGGAACCGGAACCGGAAUCGGAACCGGAACCGGGAUAAGGACGAGGAGCAAUCCGUGCCGGUGCAAGGUGGUGGGGCCAACGGUGGGAAUCCUGGCGUGCGCUGCGGCGGGGUUGGUGGAAUGGCCGGUGGGUGCUCUCGUAUACGUUUUCCGGCACAUGAAGGGCCGGCGCAUAAUGUCCCACCCGGUUAAUGUCGUCUACCCUCGUGUUGCAAGAGCUAUUCCCAUUUAGUUCAAUCGUAACACAUAUGUUGGCUGGCUCGCUUAUGUUGUAUUUUUCUUUUUAUUUGGGGGAGUGUAUUUUCAUGUUUGGUU
Molecule: messenger RNA, 434 nt
Organism: Phalaenopsis equestris
Lineage: Eukaryota; Viridiplantae; Streptophyta; Magnoliopsida; Asparagales; Orchidaceae
Exons: 1
Coding region: 88-351 (87 amino acids)
Source: RefSeq, a predicted model, not a curated record